This is a messenger RNA of Colletotrichum godetiae, 835 nucleotides long. RefSeq lists its product as uncharacterized. The transcript has a single exon. Bases 221 to 583 code for a protein of 120 amino acids. The record is from RefSeq and is a predicted model, not a curated record. Lineage: Eukaryota; Fungi; Ascomycota; Sordariomycetes; Glomerellales; Glomerellaceae.
GAAAUUCCCUCAAGAUCAAUCCAAUAUUCGGAUAACUUCCCCAGAAAUUCCCCGCGAUCAGAGUUUAAAUAGUGUCGUCUGUCUUCAAAAGAAAAGGUCAGCUAGCUGCAUUGAUCUUAACGACCUGGAACGAGCCUUCGAUUCUCGUCUAGGUAAAUCAAACAUCAUCAGCAAACUCAAUCAUCCUAAAUUUUCGGAUCGUAUUACAACUCUAGCCGACAUGGGACUGUUUGGAAAAUCCACAUCAACAGAUGACGCCGGCCCCGAUGAGCCCAAAAAGUCUCUCUACCAACGCUACCAAGACAAGAAGAGCGGCCGCAACACACAGAUUUCAGACGAGGAUCUCCAGAAGUAUACCGGCAAGACCAAAGAUGAGAUCAACGACUGGGCUAAAGACCGGCCUGGCGUCGCAGGGAAUCGAGCUGCAGGGACGCUCACGGCGGGACCCGCUUCCGGCUUUGGCGGGAUGGCGACGGCGGAUGGCUAUGGUGGAUGGGGAACGGAUGCUGGAUCGGACCCAAAGCAUCCGCCAGCGCAGCAGAAGGGGCGGAAGGAGAUUGAUGACUCCGAGUCGCUGCAUUAAGGGAGGGUCACGAUAGUUGCGAGAACGAGGGUUUAUUAAUUAUCAGAAAUGCCAAACAACUUCAGAGAGGGAAGGAGGGGUCGACGAUGAGGUGGUUUGUAGGAUCAGGGCAAUGUAAGAUGAGCCUAUCAACGAUGCGGGACAGCGGAAACAUUCGUUCAUCCGGAAUAGUUUUAUGACUUGUCUCAUAAAAUAACCUAGUCGCAGUACCAUCAUCCCAUACAGCUAUAAUAAACAAUCUAUUAGUGGGGA